Carassius auratus (goldfish) is the source of this 753-nucleotide messenger RNA. RefSeq lists its product as uncharacterized. NCBI's taxonomy places the organism in Eukaryota, Metazoa, Chordata, Actinopteri, Cypriniformes, Cyprinidae. The coding region runs from base 94 to 753 and encodes 219 amino acids. The record is from RefSeq and is a predicted model, not a curated record. Gene Ontology annotation, molecular function: nucleic acid binding. The transcript is spliced from 6 exons.
GAGCAGCACAUCAGACGAUUGAUUGAAAUUGGUCUGACUGUACCUUGCAUUUCAAAACUGCUUGGCGUGUCAACACGAACCAUAGAACGCAGAAUGCAAGAGUUUGGUAUAACAGUGAGAGGAACAUACAGUCAAUUGACUGAUGAAGAGUUAGACAAUCUUGUGGUUGCAAUCAAAACAACAUCACCACAUUCAGGCUACAGAAUGAUGAGAGGACACUUGAAAGCUCUUGGUCAUCGAGUCCAGUGGAGCAGAGUCUUCAACUCUAUGAAUAGAGUUGAUUCAGCUGGAGUCCUUGCUAGAAUGUCACAACUUGGACAUGUUGUGAGGAGAUCAUAUUCAGUUCAGGCCCCUCUUUCCCUCAUGCAUUUGGACACCAACCACAAGCUGAUCAGAUAUGGCUUUGUAAUAUUUGGGGGCAUAGAUGGCUACUCAAGAAAGGUCAUGUAUCUGGGGGCUGCAACCAACAACAAAGCAGAGACUGCACUAGGUUUCUUCCUUGAGGCAGUAGAAAAGCAUGGAGUUCCUUCACGGGUAAGAGCAGACCAAGGUGUAGAAAAUGUGGACAUUGCAAGGUGGAUGUUCACUGUUCAGGGCUGUGGCAGGGGAAGUUUCAUUUCGGGGAAGAGCGUUCAUAAUCAAAGGGUCGAACGGCUGUGGAAAGAAUGUGUGGAUGUCGGUUUCAAACUUGGACCUCAACAUUUUUGGUGCAAGAUGGAAUUUACCCCCAGGAGGAGCAGAACACUGGAGUAG